UUCACCGGUCAAGAUGGCGGAAAAGUUGGAUCCAGAGAACAUACUGUUAAUCACAGACUCCUACAAAGUUUCUCAUCAUAAGCAGUAUCCUUCAGGGACGACUAUAGUAUUCUCAUAUUUUGAAAGUAGAGGAGGAAAGUUUCCAGAAGUGUGUUUCUUCGGCUUGCAGUACCUGAUAAAGAGAUGGCUAGUGGGUCAAGUGGUAACAGCAGAAAAAAUUCAGCAGGCAACAGAAUUCUACAAAUUACAUUUUGGUUAUAAUCUGUUCAAUGAAGAAGGUUGGAAGUACAUCUUGGAAAAGCAUGAAGGAAAGUUUCCUCUCAGGAUAAGAGCUGUACCUGAAGGUUCAGUGGUUCCUGUUAAGAAUGUUUUGUUUACAGUUCAAAAUACAGAUCCCCACUGUCCCUGGCUCACAAACUGGGUUGAGACGCUACUUGUUCAAUGCUGGUAUCCCAUGACAGUUGCUACAAACUCAAGAGCCCAGAAACAGAUUAUAGCUGAAUACCUUCUAGAAACAGCAGACAAUUUGGAGGGACUCCCAUUUAAACUACAUGAUUUUGGUUUCCGUGGAAGCACAUCAGUUGAGUCAGCAUCCCUCGGUGGUGCAGCUCAUCUUGUCAAUUUCUGUGGAACGGAUACAGUGGCUGGCAUGGUUUUAGCCAGGAAUUAUUACGGCUGUGAAAUUGCUGGCUUUUCAAUCCCAGCAGCUGAACACAGUACCAUUACAACCUGGGGAAAAGAAGGAGAGAAAGAGGCAUUUAGGAACAUGUUAGAACAGUUUCCAUCUGGAUUAGUUGCAUGUGUCAGCGACAGCUAUAACAUUUGGGAGGCUUGUGAGAAGUACUGGGGAGAAGAUCUGAAAGAUCUUGUUGUAAAUCGGGGAACAAAUAACAAGGAUCGUAAAUUUGGAGGGGACAAAAAUUCUAAAGGCUUUCACUUACUACCACCUUACCUUAGAAUAAUCCAGGGUGAUGGAAUCAGCUAUGAAACUCUGUCUGAAAUUCUGGAAAACAUGAAGAAACACAAAUGGAGCGCUGACAACAUCGCAUUUGGAAGCGGAGGCGCUCUGUUACAGAAAUUGGAUCGUGACACUCAGAAGUGUGCCUACAAGUGUUGCUUUGCUGUUAUCAAUGAAAAACCAGUGAACGUGUACAAGCAACCCAUUACGGAUUCUACAAAGCAUUCAAAGAAAGGGCUGUUGUCGCUUGAACUGGAUGACACGGGCAAAUACGUAACGGUUGAAGAAGGAAGAGGAAAUGCAGACAAGGAUCUUCUCGAGACUGUAUUUGAAAACGGAGUCCUUGUCAAGGAGUAUACUUUUGCACAAGUCAGAGAGAAUGCCGAGAUCCCAUUGGUAAAAGAAGCAAAGAAAAACAAAGAAAAGAUGUAAUACGUUUUUGCAUUCGUUUACGUAUAAUCUUCCAAUUGUUUUGUCUUCACUCACUCAUGGCAUGCGCUUAUUUAGCUGAAGAACUCACAUCUGUUAAUGAAAGCCAACUUGAUUGGUCCAAGAAUUUUAUGAUAAGAUAUGUAGAUUAUUUAAUCCUAACUGUGUUUAGGUGACUGUUUUAAUUGACGAAAAACUUCGUAACUCACCAGACAAAGUCUUCUACUUUUUACCUCAGCGUAAGAGGCCAACGGCAGUAACUAUGCAGUCAGGUGAGUUUAGCAAGAUAUCGAAAAGCAGCUCAAAUGUUCUAGUGACAGUCAUCCUCACACCGUAAGAUUUCUUUUUACUUCUCACUGCAUAAGCUAGACGGAACGAACGACUAAGGAGGGUUACGUCGAGAGAUAAACCUCCCCCCCCCUCCUCCCCACUGCAACCCUUGUGUUCAAUACGCUGUAACUGCAGUUUGACACCAUCUCGCAGUGCGGAAGGAAGGAGAGAUCUCAUUCAGAGCGUUAGCGGGUAAUUUAGGAUAGAGUGUAGUCAGUGCUGAUGGAAAGACUUGAGAAGACGCUUGUGAAUGCACUCUGAGAAGCAGGGCUCUGUACGAGGUAAGAGGAUGGUUAUUCCAUCUUGGUUUUGAUUGUUACAUCAGACUGCCUGGUAUACACAGAUAUGCAGUGAGAGAGCCGCUUGACUUGUUCACUUCCUAAAAGGUUACUUCGUUACGAGGUCGAUUCGAUUUGUCUGGUGUGCAGCGAGAACUUCAUUAUUUGUGUGCCUAGUGUUGUACCUAUGUGAACAAGGAAUAUUUCAUAUGCAGUUCAUAAGCGACGGAAGAAGAAAAUUAACGUAACAAUAAUGCAUAAACGUAUCUUGUACCAGCAAGAAUGUCAAGGUAGAAUAAGUAUCUAACCAACAAAUACAAAGAAAGCACGCGGACAGUUUAGAUAACAUAUGAAAGGGGAUUUGGCUAACAUAUAUAACACUAAAAAGUAAAGGUUGCCUUCGAUUACAGGCUGAGCUGAUCAAGUGAUAGCUUGCAAUUAAAGGUGCUGCAUUUGCCGGCUAAUCUUUUAGAGAGCUCUUUUCUGUUUUUUAAGUAACGCACAUAAAUCACCUUCGUGUCCUGGGGUUUCUUGAUGGGAAGAACUUUAAAAUAAAACGAAGAAAAUUGUAUCGUUGCAUUGGGUGUUCAUUUUCUGUGGUCAGCUAAAUUAGACUUGAUGAGUUUUCCAAAUUGUUGUCCGGAAUGGCUGCCUUGGCCUUUUGGAAUAUUUAUGGCGCUUUUUUUUAUUCCGUAUCGUAGAGGUUAUUUUAGCACCAAGCACAUUAAUAAACAUUGAAAUAUUACAAAUGCUGAGUAUUAAAAGACUCAUAAUAUAUAGCUGGUUGAUAUUAUUCCUGUUAUUUAGAAAGUUCACAUAUUCUUAAAAGAAUUGCAAUUUCGAAGAAUGUUUAAAUCUGUUGCAGCAUUUUAAUUCAUGGGUACUAAUUGUAGUCAGUGUAAUGAGCCAAUCAAAUUGUAGGAUUUUCAGUCGCGUUUAAACACGGGAAAGUAGCGAAACGCAAAUCACAGUGGUACGGGCUUGCAAGACAGCGGUCAAACGACUGUGCAUGCGCGAGCGUUGCAAUGACUGAGUGGCGCUCUAGGUGGCUUACUUUUAGCCUGACCAACAGAACCAAGUUGUUUUCCAGGAGCAACAAAUAACUACACAAGCAACGUUUUAACAGCGUUUGACUUUUUUUGAUAAAGCUCAAAACAGAAUCGUAAAUCAACAGGACACCUGUACUUUAGUAAGCUUUAUGUUCAAAGCCUCAAGUUUUCCUUUUCCCAACUUUUGUUUCCCAUCAUGGAUUUCUAUUAACGUUUCAAUUUUCUUUUGAACAUUUUGCGAGACAGCGGUUGUUUCAGUGAUGUUUUUCAAUGAAAUUUCGCGCGGGAAAUGGACGCGUGAGCGGCCAACAUUGAUUCUCUUGCGUAUGCGCGACGUUUGACCGCUGUCUUGGAUUUUGCACGUGAUUCACUGGACAAGAAUAUGACAGCGUUGUUCAGGUUGACUCAUUCACAUUCCCUAAAUGUUUUCUUUUAACUAUUAACCCUUAAACUCAACCUUUAAUACUCUUCCAGUAGAUGAGAAACUUUCAUAGAUAGUGAUGUCAACACUGUAUUGUCUAAUGGUACUUAUUAUCUUAAAUAGGAGUCAUACUAGAUGUGUGUAUUUAAAUGCCUGUCUUUUUACUAGUAUUUUAAAUUUAUGUAAUCCGUCAGUGUAAGAAAAAUGAGGUCAAUAAAAUCUUUAAAUGAAAAUCCA
Molecule: messenger RNA, 3702 nt
Organism: Stylophora pistillata
Lineage: Eukaryota; Metazoa; Cnidaria; Anthozoa; Scleractinia; Pocilloporidae
Product: nicotinamide phosphoribosyltransferase
Biological process (GO): NAD+ biosynthetic process
Molecular function (GO): nicotinamide phosphoribosyltransferase activity
Source: RefSeq, a predicted model, not a curated record